UUAUCUGAACUCCAAUAAGAUUUAAUCCUUCAGAGGAUUUUUGAGAGAAGUAGAGAAAGAAAAGAUAAAGAGGAAAAACAGAGUCGUUUCUGGUACAAAUUAGGUCUAAAGAUGGCGUCUUUAGCUCAACAAUUCUCAGGAUUAAGAUGCCCACCACUUUCUUCUUCUCAUCUAACAAAACCCUUUUCUUCAAAACCCCAGAAAACCACCUUUUCACCCAUAGUUUCAGCAGCUGUCAUUUCUAAUGCACAAACUAAAGAAAGACAUAGACUUAAAGAAAUCUUCGAAGAUGCUUAUGAAAGAUGUAGAACUACUCCAAUGCAAGGUGUUGGUUUUACUGUUGAUGAUUUUCAUGCUGCUCUUGAAAAGUAUGAUUAUAAUUCUGAGAUUGGUACCAGGGUUAAAGGAACUGUGUUCUGUACAGACAACAACGGAGCAUUAGUUGACAUCACGGCCAAAUCUUCAGCCUAUUUACCAAUCCAAGAGGCAUGUAUUCACAAAAUAAAGCAUGUAGAAGAAGCAGGAAUAGUUGCAGGCCUACGUGAAGAGUUUGUGAUUAUUGGAGAGAACCAAGCUGAUGAUAGCUUGAUCUUGAGUUUGCGUUCAAUCCAAUUUGACCUCGCAUGGGAACGGUGUAGACAACUUCAGGCAGAGGAUGUCGUCCUCAAGGGUAAGGUUGUUGGUGGAAACAAAGGUGGUGUGGUGGCAAUUGUCGAAGGCCUUCGUGGUUUUAUUCCAUUCUCACAAAUAUCUUCAAAAUCAACCGCGGAAGAUCUCAUUGAUAAGGAGCUUCCUCUGAAAUUUGUGGAAGUUGAUGAGGAGCAGUCUAGACUUGUCCUCAGUAAUCGCAAGGCCAUGGCAGACAGCCAGGCACAGCUUGGUAUUGGAUCAGUUGUCACUGGAACAGUACAGAGUCUUAAGCCAUAUGGUGCUUUCAUCGACAUUGGUGGAAUCAAUGGUCUUCUUCAUGUUAGUCAAAUUAGUCAUGAUCGUGUCUCGGAUAUUGCAACAGUUCUUCAACCCGGUGACACUCUAAAGGUGAUGAUAUUGAGUCACGACCGUGAGAGAGGCCGAGUCAGUCUAUCCACCAAAAAGCUAGAGCCUACUCCAGGAGAUAUGAUCCGUAACCCCAAGCUUGUUUUCGAGAAGGCUGAAGAAAUGGCUCAGACAUUCAGGCAGAGAAUAGCUCAAGCAGAAGCUAUGGCCCGUGCAGACAUGCUGAGAUUCCAACCCGAGAGUGGAUUGACUCUAAGCUCAGACGGCAUCUUAGGUCCCCUGACGCCAGACUUGCCUGCUGAAGGUCUAGAUUUGAGCGACAUUCCUGCAGCUGAUGAUGCAUAGAAACCAAUAAGUAUGAAUUAAAUCUGUCUUGAUGUUUCUUCUCAUCACCAUUUUUAGGCUAUGUAAGAUGGGUCUAUAGGUUGUUCAAAGUGUUGACUUCUGUAUUUAUCUUGAUAGUUCAAAGUGUACUUCUUUAAGCGAUAAUCAUUGAAAAGAAAAAAUGGAGAAGGUAAAAGAUAAAAAUAUCCAAUGUAUUCUUUCUUUUGUUUA
Molecule: messenger RNA, 1551 nt
Organism: Papaver somniferum (opium poppy)
Lineage: Eukaryota; Viridiplantae; Streptophyta; Magnoliopsida; Ranunculales; Papaveraceae
Product: 30S ribosomal protein S1, chloroplastic
Exons: 7
Coding region: 112-1341 (409 amino acids)
Biological process (GO): translation
Cellular component (GO): chloroplast stroma
Molecular function (GO): mRNA binding; structural constituent of ribosome
Source: RefSeq, a predicted model, not a curated record